Messenger RNA from Brienomyrus brachyistius, 9036 nucleotides. It is a transcript of the gene esyt1b, whose product is annotated as extended synaptotagmin-like protein 1b. The record is from RefSeq and is a predicted model, not a curated record. Gene Ontology annotation, molecular function: lipid binding. The coding region runs from base 1020 to 7706 and encodes 2228 amino acids. Gene Ontology annotation, biological process: lipid transport. The transcript has 62 exons. NCBI's taxonomy places the organism in Eukaryota, Metazoa, Chordata, Actinopteri, Osteoglossiformes, Mormyridae.
UGGCCAGCGGCAGAAAUUGAUCUCUCAACCAUGGAGGUGAGAGGUGACGGUGCUGCUAUUGAAUCAACAAUGGAAGUUAGACUAACCAGUAAGUAGGCUACCGAGAAAUGACUUUCUACACUCACUUUUUAUGAAGCUAUAUCCGGCCUUCGUAAAUUUAUAGAGGAGAAUGCAGAUAUUUAAGUGAAACGAUUCCACCUAAGUCAAAUGUUUGAUUAUGUGAACCUCCGUACAGUUCUCCAAGAGUGUUUUUACAUUAACUAUUCCGUAUUAUAAUAACUGAGUAAUCUGUAUCUGAAUCGUAAAUCAGGGAAAACACCCUCUUUACUGCACAUAAAAAGACAGUUUAGAGAAAUUAGUUAAUCGGAACUACUUGCUCUUCAAACGUGAGAGUAAAUUAACUUGGAUUCUGAACGUAGUACAUACAUUUUAUUAGACUUGGGAAUCCUCCCCAGACAUCACGGAGUUUUCCUCUCUGAUUAUUUUUCUAACUGCUUUCAUGGUAAAGUGAGAUUGUCUAUCUGCAGCAGUUACUGCGCAUCUCUGUUAGGUAUUCUUACUGGAAGACGGCUAUAGACAAUUUUUAGUAUUUCGGCUGUUAUAAAACUCCUUCAAAGUGGAUGGACUGGAGCCCUUUGCUGCUUCUUACGGGCGUGUCAUCACAGCCAAAAAGCGCGGAUCCGGAAGAAAGGAUCCCGCUGUUCAGCUGCGCCAGUGGCCGGUCUACGCAGCAAUACGCACUGGGCGUGUUUCCGCUGGGGUCCCGUAACUGGACCGCGAUCGGAGGCUGUCAGCCAGAAGUCGGUGCGGGAAGGUGUGCAGAUGUUCACAAUCCCACUGCCAGCCACACGUCCGUCCUUCCCUGUUUCGCUCCUACUGCGCUCGGCUCCUAUGCCACGUUUUAAAGUCGCACGACUUUUGCGCUGCAUGCCAUUUUAAGCAGGAGCCUAGUGUUUUUGGUACAUCCGCUAUCUGAGAAGAGUUUCGGCUGAGGUUGCUGGAGGAAAAAAGCCACUGCGAUGCCUGGCGAGGAAGCAGGGCCGGCCGAGCGUAAAGGCUCCGAGUCCACGGACGCGGUCCAGCCCGAGAAGAGCGACACGAAAGUCGCAGGAGCGCAGCUCCCCGUUUCCAGCCGGUUCAACUUUAAGUCGGUCCUUUGGACCUUCGGGAGGUGUCUGUCCGCCCUGUUGCCCGUGUACCUGGCUGGGUAUUACAGGAUAAGCACUGGCCUGCUAGUCUUCGGGCUGACGUUCUACACAGGCUGGAAACAUGCUCGGGAUGCGAAGGAGGCUCGCCUGCGCUCCGCCAUGCAGUCGCUGGAAGACGGAGAGGGAUCCCAGGACGGAAGAGCCCUGCGCGGUUCGCAGCGUUUCCCAGGAUCGAUUCACAUUCCAGAUUUGGAGAAAGUCGAGUGGCUGAACAAGGUCCUGCAGCAAGCCUGGCCGUUUGUGGGCCAGUACCUGGAGAAGCUGCUGGUGGAGAGCAUCGCACCCUCCAUCCGCUCCAGCAGCACUCACCUGCAGACUCUCAGCUUCACCAAGAUUGACAUGGGAUGCAAGCCUAUGAAGGUGGUCGGUGUGAAGGUCCACACAGAGAAUGACAAGGGGCAAAUCCUGCUGGAUCUCUAUAUCAAUUAUGUAGGAGAUGUUGAGAUUGAUGUGGAAGUCAAGAGGUAUUUCUGCAAAGCCGGAGUGAAGGGGAUACAGCUUAAGGGCAUGAUGAGGGUGAUCCUGGAGCCCCUGAUUGGCGACGUCCCCAUAGCUGCUGCGGUGACCAUGUUCUUCAUCCAAAGGCCCAAACUGGACAUCAACUGGACUGGCCUGACGAACCUACUGGACGUUCCAGGGCUGAAUGUCAUGUCGGAUAAGAUGAUAAUGGAUGCCAUCGCCUCGUUCCUGGUGCUGCCCAACCGUCUGACAGUGCCCCUGGUGGCCGGCCUGCCCGUCGCUCAGCUGCGAUCUCCCCUUCCAAGGGGUGUGGUGCGCAUCCACCUCGUGGAAGCUCAGGAUCUUGCUGCCAAGGACAGCUACGUGAAGGGCGUGACAGCGGGCAUCUCAGACCCCUACGCCGUGCUCCGCGUGGGACCACAGAGCUUCACCUCGCAUCAUGUGGACAACAACCUCAAUCCUCAGUGGGGGGAGAUGUAUGAGGUGAUUGUCCAUGAGGUGCCUGGUCAGGAGCUGGAGGUGGAGGUGUAUGACAAAGACCCAGACCAGGAUGAUUUCCUGGGGAGGGUGACGAUAGACCUCGGCAUGGUGAAGCAGGCUCACGUUCUGGACGAGUGGUUCCCACUGAAGGACAUUGAUACAGGGCGUCUCCAUCUGAAAAUGGAAUGGCUCUCACUGCUGCCCUCUAGUGACAAGCUAGAGCAGGUGAUUGAGAGGAAUAAGACAGUAGCUGUGAAAGCAAGCAGCCGGCCCUCCGCCGCCAUCCUGGCCGUGUACUUGGACCGCGCUGAGGAACUUCCUAUGAAGAAGGGCAACAAAGAGCCCAGCCCGUUGGUGCAGCUGUCUGUGCAGGGCGUCGCUCGGGAGAGCAGGAUGUGCGCUGAGACCACGAACCCCGUGUGGGAGGACGCCUUCACCUUCUUCCUUCACGUCCCCAAUCAGCAGAACAUCGUCAUCCAGGUGAAGGACAGUGACCGGGUCCAGUUGCUCGGCAGCCUGUCCAUCCCGUUGUCUCGCCUGCUGGCCAACCAUGACCUUUCUGUGGAUGACUGGUUUCCACUGGCUGAUGCCAAGGCUACCAGUCGCAUCUCUCUUCGGGCCGUCCUAAGGGUGCUCUGGCUGGAUGAGGAAGCCGCCCUCCACGCGCCGAAGGUCUGGGUCUCCGGUCCUGCGUCUGAGGGCACGGAGAGACCCCAGCACACAUCCCCUAGUGACGGCUUUGCUACCGAGGGGGUGCUGCGGAUUCAGCUGGUGGAGGCGCGGAAUCUGAUCGCCAAGGAUAAUCUCAUGGGCGGCAUGGUGAAGGGGAAGAGCGAUCCCUAUGUGAAGACGCGCGUCGGGGGGAAGACCUUCCGGAGUCAUGUGGUCAACAAGAAUCUGAACCCCACCUGGAACGAGCUGUAUGAGGUGAUUCUGACCCGAGUGCCUGGGCAGGAGGUCCAGUUUGACUUGUACGAUGAUGAUGUUGGCACGGAUGAAUUCCUGGGGAGGUUUAAGGUCGGCUUGAGUGACAUUAUCCGCUCACAGCAUGUUGACCAGUGGUACACACUGAAUGAUGUGAAAUCCGGCAGCGUCCACCUGGUCCUGGACUGGAUGCCUACUGUUGUGGAUCCUGCUCGGCUGGAUGAGGCCCUGAAGCUCCAAGCCCAGAAGUCGUACCAUAACAAGACCGUACCCUCUGCCGCCCUGCUCGUCGUGUUCGUGGAGCGCGCCCACGCCCUGCCUUUAAAGAAGAGUGGAAAGGAGCCCAUGGUGGGGGCGGAGCUUAUCCUGGGAGGCGUGUCCUACAAGACCAAGGUGUGUGAUCGCUCCUGCUCUCCUAAGUGGAACGAGUCAUUCUCCUUUCUUGUACGUGACCCCCCAGAGGAUAUCCUCACAGUGAAGCUGUCCCAUAACUGGGGCCUGGCUCUGGGUUCUCUCUUUCUGCGAGUCAAAGACCUGCUGUCGGUACCGGGCCUGGCGCUGGACAGCUGGCUCAGUGUUGAUGGGGCCUCAGCUGACAGUGAGAUUCUACUGAGGGCUGAACUGAAGCUCCUGUGUUCCGGUGCCGUAGACGGCAGUGGGGGGCAAGCAGAUGCACCCAGCAUGCCGGAUACCCCCAGCUCGAAGACUAAGAGUGAUGUCAUCGACCCAAACAAGGGGACAUUCCCCACAGCCAAAGAGGGGCUUCAGCAGAAAGCAGGGGAUUCUGGAAAUAAAGUGAGUGACUCUGUUAGUGCCGGGUCACUGCCCCCACUCUCCCCGACUGGACCAGGGCAUAAAGAAGAAUCACCUGAGGACAGUGUGGGCAAACGACCCUGCCAGACUACCCCCAACUCCAGCUUUGCUACUGAGGGGGUGCUACGCAUUCACCUGGUAGAGGCCCAGAAUCUGAUCGCAAAGGAUAACCACAUGGGGGGCAUGGUGAAGGGGAAGAGUGACCCUUAUGUCAAGAUACAUAUCGGGGCUGUGAAGUUCUGCAGUCAAGUGAUCAAGGAGAACCUGAAUCCCAUCUGGAAUGAGCUGUACGAGGUGGUCCUGAACCAGCAGGCAGAGCAGGAGGUCCAGUUUGAAGUGUAUGAUAAAGAUGUGGGCACAGACGACUUCCUGGGGAGGUUCAAUGUCAGCCUGAGUGACAUCAUCAGCUCCCAGUACAUGGAUGAGUGGUACACUCUGAGUGAGGUGAAGUCAGGCCAUGUCCACCUGGUUCUGGAGUGGGUUCCUAAGGUUCAAGACCGGACCAGACUGGAUCAGGUCCUGCAGCUCCGGACCCAGAAGUUGUACCAGAACAAGGCUGUGCCAACUGCUGCUCUGCUCUUUGUGUACGUGGAGCGCGCCCACGCCCUGCCCAUAAAGAAGAGCGGCAAGGAGCCGAAGGUGGGGGCCGAGAUCAUCUUCAGAGAAACUACCCACAAGACCAAGGUGUGCGAUCGUUCUACUUCGCCCCAGUGGGAUGAGGCGGUUCACUUUCUGGUUCCGGACCCCAAGGAGGACAUCCUGAAAGUGAAGCUGUACCACACUGGGGAUCAGCCCACUGGCUCGCUGGUUCUGCCUGUCAGAGAGCUGCUUUCAGAACCGGGGCUGGUGCUGGACCGCUGGCUGAGUCUGGAUGGAGUUCCCGCUGAGAGUCAGAUACUGCUGAGGGCGGAGCUCAAGAUCUUGGAUUCAAAGAUACUCAAAGUAGGCCCAAGUCACGCUGGUGUUCCUCCUAGCUCCCCUUCAGCCAUGGAGGUGCAGCAAACUGUAGUCCCGCCCAAAGACACCAUCACCCCACCCAGUCAGGAGGUGAUACAUAAAGCUGCCCUUACCAAAGGGGAUGAGGGGCCACACCCUGCUAGGGCACCAGUGUCUCCUACACCUGAGAAGGUCAAGGAAGGAGCAGCAGCCAAGGUAGAACCUCAGGAAGUCUCCAUCGUUCCCAGCCCAGUGUCCACUAAGCCCAGUCGGACAUCUCCUGACCCCAGCUUUGCUACAGAGGGGGUGCUACGCAUUCACCUGGUAGAGGCCCAGAAUCUGAUCGCAAAGGAUAACCACAUGGGGGGCAUGGUGAAGGGGAAGAGUGACCCUUAUGUCAAGAUACAUAUCGGGGCUGUGAAGUUCUGCAGUCAAGUGAUCAAGGAGAACCUGAAUCCCAUCUGGAAUGAGCUGUACGAGGUGGUCUUGAACCAGCAGGCAGAGCAGGAGGUCCAGUUUGAAGUGUAUGAUAAAGAUGUGGGCACAGACGACUUCCUGGGGAGGUUCAAUGUCAGCCUGAGUGACAUCAUCAGCUCCCAGUACAUGGAUGAGUGGUACACUCUGAGUGAGGUGAAGUCAGGCCAUGUCCACCUGGUUCUGGAGUGGGUUCCUAAGGUUCAAGACCGGACCAGACUGGAUCAGGUCCUGCAGCUCCGGACCCAGAAGUCGUACCAGAACAAGGCUGUGCCAACGGCUGCUCUGCUCUUUGUGUACGUGGAGCGCGCCCACGCCCUGCCCAUAAAGAAGAGCGGCAAGGAGCCGAAGGUGGGGGCCGAGAUCAUCUUCAGAGAAACUACCCACAAGACCAAGGUGUGCGAUCGUUCUACUUCGCCCCAGUGGGAUGAGGCGGUUCACUUUCUGGUUCCGGACCCCAAGGAGGACAUCCUGAAAGUGAAGCUGUACCACACUGGGGAUCAGCCCACUGGCUCGCUGGUUCUGCCUGUCAGAGAGCUGCUUUCAGAACCAGGGCUGGUGCUGGACCGCUGGCUGAGUCUGGAUGGAGUUCCCGCUGAGAGUCAGAUACUGCUGAGGGCGGAGCUCAAGAUCUUAGAUUCAAAGAUACUCAAGGUUGCUCCAGUUCAAGCUGGUGCUCCUGCAUCACCUGAGGAGGUGCAGCGAAGUCUAACUCCACCCAAAGACACAGUCAGCUUAUCCAAUCAGGGACUAAUACAUGAAGCUGAGGCUGCCAAGGGGCCACAUCCUGGUAGUUCACCAGUGUCUCCCAAACCUGAGAAGAUCAAGGAGGAGAAGCAUCUUGAGACUGCAGUGGGAGGUGCGGAUCAGACUGGCACAGUCAGUGUUCCUGCCAGCACCCCAUCUGCCAAGGAGGUGGAGAAAACUGUAGUCCCGCCCAAAGACACCAUCACCCCACCCAGUCAGGAGGUGAUACAUAAAGCUGCCCUUACCAAAGGGGAUGAGGGGCCACACCCUGCUAGGGCACCAGUGUCUCCUACACCUGAGAAGGUCAAGGAAGGUGCAGCAGCCAAGGUAGAACCUCAGGAAGUCUCCAUCGUUCCCAGCCCAGUGUCCACUAAGCCCAGUCGGACAUCUCCUGACCCCAGCUUUGCUACAGAGGGGCUGCUACGUAUUCACCUGGUGGAGGCUCAGCAUUUGAUAGCCAUGGAUGGCUUCAUGGCUGGGGGGAAGAGUGACCCUUAUGUCAAGAUCUGUGUUGGGAAUAUCAAGUUCCGUAGUCAUGUGAUCAAGGAGAACCUCAACCCAACCUGGAAUGAGUUGUAUGAGGUGGUCCUGACCAAAGCACCAGGACAGGAGAUCCAGUUUGAGCUGUUUGACAAGGACCUGGAUUCUGAUGACUUCCUGGGGAGGUUAAAGGUCAGCCUGAGUGACAUCAUCAGCUCCCGGUACAGUGAUAAGUGGUACACGCUGACUGACGUGAAGUCGGGCCGUAUCCACCUGGUUCUGGAGUGGGUUUCCACUGUGUCAGACCCUGUCAGACUGGAUCAGGUGCUGAGGUUCCAGGCCCAGCAGUCGUACCAGAACAAGGCUGUGCCCUCAGCUGCUCUGCUCUUUGUGUACGUGGACCGUGCCCACGGCCUCCCGCUGAAGAAGAGUGGGAAGGAGCCUAAGGUGGGGGCAGAGCUCGACCUCGGAGCGACGUCCUACAAAACGAAGGUGUGCGAUCGGUCCACUGCACCACACUGGGGUGAAGGAUAUCACUUCCUGCUCCAUGAUCCGAAAAAGGACACCCUCAUCCUGAAGCUGUACCACACUGGGGAUCAGCCCACUGGCUCGCUGGUUCUGCCUGUCAGAGAGCUGCUUUCAGAACCAGGGCUGGUGCUGGACCGCUGGCUGAGUCUGGAUGGAGUUCCCGCUGAGAGUCAGAUACUGCUGAGGGCGGAGCUCAAGAUUCUGGAACCAAUGAAAGUGCAGGCUGGGGAUAGAGGCCUGCCCACGGUCUCCGCCAGCACGCCGUCCGAUGCCCCUGGGCACAGUGGGCAGGUCAAGCUGUCCCUCUCUUACCCCAAGGAUGACAAAAAGUUGCUCAUCACAGUUCAUGCUUGCAGGCAUCUGACAGGCUCCUCAGACCCCUACGUGUCCUUCAUCCUGCUGCCAGACAAGAACAAGGUCACCAAAAGGAAAACCGGCAUCAAGAAGAAAGAUGCCAACCCUGAGUUCAAUGAGAGGUUUGAUUUUAAUAUUUCUAUGGAUGAAGCGCGACAGAAGCAGUUGGAUUUGACCGUGAAGAACAGCACAUCCUUCAUGAGUCGUGAGAAAGAGGUGAUUGGCAAGGUACAGAUAGACCUGUCCUCUGUUGACCUUGCCUCGGGGGUCACACAGUGGUUUGAUUUGAAAGAAGAAAGUUAGUCUACUGCUCCGCACAUCCUUUCCGCAGCUCGUGUCCGUUCCAUGCACGUAAAGCCAAGGCUGACUGCUGAAAUAUCGCUAAUGUUUGCUGAAGUGUUAGUCCAUAACCAUAAUGCAAUGGUCUGUACCAACAGCAACACACCUUCUGCCCAUCGCAGUCACUUCACAGACAUGCUUUUCAGUUGAAUGUAUAUUUGUCUGCAUCUCCCAGUUAAGUUUUUUGCAUCUGUGGAAGGAUUGAUAUUCCCCAGAAUUCUGUGCGAAGGAUAUAUGUCAGGAGGCCAUAAAGAGAGGAAGACAGGAAGUCAAAAUGUCUGCGGCUAAAGUGUGUCAGACUUAAGUGAGACGGGUGAGUCCCAUCUCCCGUGGUGAGAACUACAGAAGGUGGAGAACCUUCAGAAUGGAGAAGAAUGGAAGAUGUAUGUGAUCGAUAGAUGCGAAGAUAGUUGAAGUGAGUAUAAGAAGACACAGAAUGGGAACAAUGAAGGGAAAGUGGUGUUAUGUUCGUGUACCGGUAUGAGGUUGGGUCCAGGCUGUAUGUGUGUGAUGUUUGAUCAUCACUUGCCUUAACUGUUCUUAGUAAAAUCUGUAUUAAUUGAUGGAAUUCGUUUUAUUCAGCAGACGUAUUGCUGGAUGUCGGUAUUUUUAUAUGAUAAGCAUAGAAAUGCAUUGAUUAUGUUUUGCUGCAUACAAACAGGCUGCUCUGAAUGGUGACUUAGAUAUCUUGUAUGUUACAGUUGACUGUCAAAAUUUACUGCUUUGAUCUAAAUGCUGCAUGUUUACGUCACUCGUCCUCAGGGCUUUUGCUGAUAGGACAGGAAUUGUGACUUUGAGCUGCACAAUCAGUCUUCUUUGCCAUAAAAAUCAGACCAAAGUUCAAUCUCAAUCCAAGUUUCAGUAUUUUAAAGUAAAAAUUGUUCAGCAUAUUACUGAUCUGUAGCUGUUGAAUUCCCGAAACUUUAUUUUAUCGCUUCAUUUUUAUGUUAUUUUUCUGUUUCUUUAUACCUUGAGUAUUAAAUGCAUUUUAUAAUGGUUCAAAUUAUACAGUCAGAAAUAUUUUAUACGUUUUGUUGUUUAUUGCCUUUGUGAAGCACUGUGACGUUAGCUUUGUCCAAUAUAUGUAAUUUGUUGUUUUAAAGCCUUCUCAUUUACUGUAAUUCUAUGUGUCUGUGUGGGUUUAUGUAGAAGCACGCUAGACAACAAUCAGGGUUUGAAGUUACCCUGAAUUCAGCUUUAUUGCUAACUCAUUGGAACUCGCAAACAGAUUUUAAACAUGUAUGCGCACAGAAAGGCUGAAUUACUUCAUAAAAUAAACCCUGUUGGCACCGUC